Talaromyces atroroseus is the source of this 2361-nucleotide messenger RNA. RefSeq lists its product as hypothetical. Gene Ontology annotation, molecular function: alpha-L-fucosidase activity. Gene Ontology annotation, cellular component: lysosome. The transcript is spliced from 3 exons. Gene Ontology annotation, biological process: glycoside catabolic process; fucose metabolic process. The record is from RefSeq and is a predicted model, not a curated record. NCBI's taxonomy places the organism in Eukaryota, Fungi, Ascomycota, Eurotiomycetes, Eurotiales, Trichocomaceae. The coding region runs from base 1 to 2361 and encodes 786 amino acids.
AUGAAGCUAGAUGCACAGUCAUUCUCGGUCCUGGGACUUGUCUCUGCAACGGCAGUCCGAGGAGCCCAAAGUGUUGAUAGCCUGUCAACAUCGAUUUCCCUCGAUUCCUACUUCAACAACAAGGCCUUUGGCUCGUAUCCCGGAUACGCUGCAUUUGAUGCCCUGAACGAGUCCUAUCCGGAUCCCAGUAUCAUCGGCAUCAAUGGCACAUACACCUCCCAGAGCACCGGGGUUGUGUACGACUUUCCUGGUCUCAGACAGGCAUCUAAACCUGACAAUGUCAUCUGCGAAGGGCAAACGAUUUCCGUGCCCAACUCUCAGUAUUUCUCAGCCUCGAUGCUGGUCUCGUCCGACGUCGAGCUGGACACUGUCUCUGGGAACGUGACCUACACGUAUUCUGACAACUCGACGCUGGUGUCUGAACUGCGAAGCUUGCCGUGGUGGGCGUUCCUGACCAUCAACCGCGGUGAAAUCAUUUUCCCGUUCCGCUAUACUGCAAACAGCACCAACUUCAACACCUCACACAUCUUCGAGUACACUGCUGCCCUAGACCCAGCCAAGACUCUGACCUCUAUCACGCUGCCAGACACCACCAAUGCCACCACGGGCAGGCUGCACGUCUUCUCCGUAUCCUUGUGGAAUGCCGCGUCCUCCUCUGCGCAGGUGCAGUUUGUGCGGCCAACGCAGAAAUGGACAGAGGAAGGAAACCAGGUGAUUGAAGUCACCAUCAACAACUCCGGCCUCGAUUGCAUUGCUGGAGAUGGUUUCGACAUCUUCAUCUCGAUGCCAGGAGUUGAGACCUUGGAGCCAGGUCAUAUCAAGCGGCUGUGUCCAGGCGAUCAGAAGCGCGUGGAUGUCGGCGUUAACGGCACAGCAGUGGGCCCAGCAGAGAUACUCCUGAGCCAUGACCGCUGGGCUGUGCAACAGCAAGUUGCCAAUGUCUCCAUCGAUGGAUUGACCGAGUGGACGUCUGACUUGUCGAAUCUUGCACGCCAUGAAGCCCCGCAGUGGUACGACGAAGCUAAAUUUGGAAUCCUCAUCCACUGGGGCCCCUAUUCGGUCCCUGGUUGGGGAAAUUCCACUCCCUAUGAAAGUUAUGCCGAAUGGUUUUGGUGGUAUUCCAAUCACCAAGCCGCAGAUAAGUCUGACUUUUACGAUUACCGGUUACGCACCUUUGGUCCUGACUGGAAUUAUGACGACGGCUUUGUUAACUUCACCGCUGCUUACUGGGACCCCAAGGAAUGGGUUGAUCUCAUCUACGACUCGGGUGCCAAGUACUUUGUCUUGACCACAAAGCACCAUGACGGCUUCGCCUUGUUCAACACCUCCACCACGUCGAACCGGAACGCACUUCACUAUGGGCCCCGGCGUGAUAUAGUCAAGGAACUCUUCGAUGCUGCGGAGACAUAUCAGCCAAGCCUUCGACGAGGCACUUACUUCUCUCUUCCAGAGUGGUUCAACCCAGAAUUCGGGCCUUACGGCUUUGCUCAGCUUUCUGGGAAUGCUUCCACUAGUUGGCCGGGUAUCAUCGCGCGGAACCCUUACACUGGUCUUGAUGAGCCAUAUACGGGGUUACUUCCCGUCGACGAUUUCAUAACUGACCUCAUGGUACCGCAGAUGGAUAUCCUCGCGUAUAACUACUCCACUGACAUCCUAUGGUGCGACUGCGGUGCUGCUAAUGGAACAGCUGGAUUUGCUGCUCGAUGGUGGAAUCACGCGCGUGAACAGAACCGACAGGUGACCAUCAACUCACGCUGUGGUAUUCCCGAGGCCUCUGACUUUGAUACACCCGAAUACGCGACUUUCUCGUCGGCACAGUUACGCAAGUGGGAAUCCAAUGAGGGGAUGGAUCCGUACAGCUAUGGCUACAACCGUGCAACGGCCAGUAGUUUGUUUAUGAAUGCAACCACCAUUGUGCAGGACUUGGUCGAUAUGGUGAGUAAAAAUGGAAACUUUUUGCUCGACUUUGGCCCGCGCGCAGAUGGCACGAUCGUAGAGGCAGAGAUGCAAAAUCUGCGAAUGGCCGGCAAAUGGAUUCAUUCCCAUGGCGAGGCAAUCUUCAAUACAACGUACUGGUUUGUCAUGACCGAGAUUGCAGACCAAGGAGUGAGGUUUACACAGACCAACGAUGCCUUUUACAUUCUCUUCCUAGAGAAGCCAGCACCAUCAUCAGACAUCCACAUUAAUGCCCCAUUGCCUUUGCUGAGAGGGGAUGUGGUCACUGUAGUCGCCGAUGAAAACCAACCCCCAUCGUUUAUAAGUUGGGAGAGUUCCGACUCUGGUUUCACCUUCCACGUUCCGGAGUCAGCUUGGGAGAACGAAACUUAUUGUUGGGUGUUGAAGAUCGCGUACAAAACAUGA